Molecule: messenger RNA, 804 nt
Organism: Medioppia subpectinata
Lineage: Eukaryota; Metazoa; Arthropoda; Arachnida; Sarcoptiformes; Oppiidae
Source: the annotation of a GenBank genome assembly
AUGAAUAAAAUGAUUGAACUGUCGCUGAAGAGGGCGAAGAAGGAGGCGAAGAAUGAGCUGAAGCUACUAUUGCUGGGAACGGGAGAGUCGGGCAAAAGUACAUUCUUGAAACAAAUGCGAAUCAUUCAUAAAGACGCCAAACUCGAGUUGGAAACCGAGAGGAAGCGUUACGUGCCGUACGUCUACCACAACAUUGUGGUCGUAAUUCAGGCCAUUAUUAACGCGAUGUGCGAUUUGGAUAUUCGCUACGAUAAUGAGUUGAAUUAUUGUAACUCCAAGUUCUUGGCCGACAUUCACGUCGACUACACGACCAAUCACUUGACACAACUCACCGAUCAAACGGUGGCCGCCAUAAAGGAGUGGUGGGACGACUCGGGAGUGCAGAAGUGCUACAAACGCCGAAACGAGUAUAAAUUGAGUGAUUCAGCGAAGUAUUACUUCGACGACAUCGACAGACUGUCCGCCAGAGACUACACGCCCACCAAACAAGACAUACUACACGUCUGCAUACCGACAACCGGUAUCAAUGAAUACACGUUUGAGUUACGUUCGGUGCGCUUCCGAGUGGUGGACGUCGGGCGAAAGUGGAUCCACUGCUUCGAGAACGUGACGUCCAUUAUAUUCUUGGCGGCGCUCAACGAAUACGACCAGCGAUUGGUUGAGGGAAACAACAGUUUGUGCGAACAGAACCGUAUGGAGGAAUCGUUGGCUCUGUUCAAAGUGCUCAUCGCCUGCGAGUACUUCGAGAACUCGUCGGUCAUAUUGUUUCUCAACAAAAAGGACUUAUUUGAAAAUAAAUUUUAA